Messenger RNA from Dicentrarchus labrax (European seabass), 3051 nucleotides. RefSeq names its product glycine receptor, alpha 4b (gene glra4b). Gene Ontology annotation, cellular component: plasma membrane; neuron projection; synapse. Bases 213 to 1655 code for a protein of 480 amino acids. The record is from RefSeq and is a predicted model, not a curated record. Gene Ontology annotation, molecular function: transmembrane signaling receptor activity; chloride channel activity; glycine binding. NCBI's taxonomy places the organism in Eukaryota, Metazoa, Chordata, Actinopteri, Moronidae. The transcript has 10 exons. Gene Ontology annotation, biological process: nervous system process; chloride transmembrane transport; signal transduction.
CACGGGCAGAAAAAAAAAAAAAACUUCCCUAGGAUUUUGAAUUAUACAGCAGCAGCUUCCUGUAUUUACACCUGCAGAGAGGGAGGGAUGCUCAGCUGAGUCCAGAAGACAGAGCCUGGCUGGAUGAGCAACAACAAGUUCCCUGCAUCUCUGCUUUUUUCUUUUUCUUUUUCCUCUAUUGGUCUUACAUCUACUGUCUAUACUAACUAAGAAUGCUGUUGCACAUCUUGUGUAUGACAUGGGCUUCAUCUGUCAUUUUUCUGCAAGGCAGGUCUGUGCUCUGUAAGGAGAUGAAGUUAUCCAGCAGGGCAACCAAGGCCCCCUCUCCAUCUGACUUUCUGGACAAACUGAUGGGACGCACAUCUGGCUAUGAUGCUCGCAUCAGACCAAACUUCAAAGGUCCUCCGGUCAAUGUCACCUGUAACAUCUUCAUCAACAGCUUCGGAUCCAUCACUGAAACAACUAUGGACUACCGGCUCAAUGUAUUUCUGCGACAGCAGUGGAAUGACCCUCGACUGGCAUAUAAGGAGUACCCAGAUGACUCUCUGGACCUGGACCCCUCAAUGUUGGACUCCAUUUGGAAACCGGACUUGUUUUUUGCAAAUGAAAAGGGGGCAAACUUUCACGAGGUUACGACAGACAACAAACUGCUUCGGAUAUUCCAGAAUGGAAAUGUCCUCUACAGCAUCAGGUUGACACUUACCCUUUCCUGCCCCAUGGAUCUGAAAAACUUCCCCAUGGACAGCCAGACGUGUAUAAUGCAGCUCGAAAGCUUUGGCUACACCAUGAAUGAUCUUAUUUUUGAGUGGUUGGACGUGGGAGCGGUGCAGGUGGCCGACGAUCUGACACUCCCACAGUUUGUGCUGAACGAGGAGAAAGGCCUCGGCUACUGCACCAAGCACUACAACACAGGUAAAUUCACCUGCAUUGAGGUCAAAUUUUACCUGGAGCGUCAAAUGGGCUACUACCUGAUUCAGAUGUACAUACCAAGCCUGCUCACUGUCAUCCUGUCCUGGGUGUCUUUCUGGAUCAACAUGGAUGCAGCUCCGGCCAGAGUGGGAUUGGGAAUCACCACAGUGCUCACCAUGACCACACAGAGCUCUGGCUCCAGGGCCUCCCUGCCAAAGGUGUCCUAUGUGAAAGCCAUAGACAUCUGGAUGGCAGUGUGUCUUCUAUUCGUGUUUGCCGCACUAUUGGAGUAUGCAGCCGUAAAUUUUGUUUCACGCCAGCACAAGGAGUUCUUCAGACUGAGGAAGAAGCUCAAAGAGCAACAGCGGCAGAGAGCUCAGUCAAGUGGUGACAGUAAGGUUAAAGGAAACAACAUGUCAGGCAACAAUGCUCCUCAGGGCAACGUAGCCCAGCAGUGCAGUGUCUGUGCCCGGGAGGAGGAGCUGGCACAGCAGGGUUUACUCUUCCAGAGUUUUGGACUUGCACUGUCAGCAGGAAGUGCGCCGGAAAUGGAUGCAACACCAGUCUUUGCAGAUUUACCUCCCGGUUUAGGUUUCUAUGACAUACGCAGGCGCUUUGUGGAUCGGGCAAAAAGGAUUGAUACCAUCUCCAGAGCAGUUUUCCCCAUGAGCUUUCUCAUGUUUAAUGUCCUCUACUGGCUAACCUACAAAGUUCUACGACACGAAGACCUUCUAGCCGGGCUGUGACGACACACCGACUGAGGACCAUAAAGACACAGGAUACCUUUAUACCGUCUCUCUACACUGAAACAUUCACAGGCUGAGAGUCCUCAGCUGAGCCAUACAAGAUGCGUUGUGACUGCGUGUCCAGUGCCAUUGGGAAAUUCCAUGACAUGGAAGAGUCCGUUGGUUUCUGUGAAUUUUUAAUACUUUCGAAAGAAAUGCACUUUUUAUUGCCACUGAUGCUUUAUGCAUUACAUGUCAGGGUACAGUAUGAGUGUACAGUUGGCAUCUUAAACGUAGCAUCUCACACUUUCUAGGAAACAUGCAGUUUCUGUAGCUUCACAUGUAUUUGGCCUGCAGCACAUCUGAGGGAUAUUUAUUUUGUGCAUUAAUUUUACUGGUGUCAUGGUCAACAUUGUCAUAUCACAGACACAUAACAUAUAUCACUACAUCCAGGAAGCAAAUUUUGGAACUAGCAGCUCUGUUGUGUUUCUCAGCUCGGCUAUGCUUUACAGACCUGUCAAUACAUUAUUUUUUAUGAUAUGACUAUUUUAUCUAGCAUAUUUAUCAAUUUAAUUACAUUUUAAACCCUCCAAUAGGAAGCCUCUCCAUAAUAAAUACUGGAAUAAUCUGUUUUAAAAAUGUGUUUCAAAUUUAAAUUAGGGUAUUUAAUGCCUAAAGAAGGAUACAUUGAUCAGAGUUUAUAUAAUGGCAUGGCAUACACAUAGUCAAAUAGCCAAAGAGUAACAACAUGUUAAUGUAAAUUAAAAGUGAAAAUGUCAUUAUAAGAUGCUAACAGGCUCUGGAGCGUGGUGAAUUACCAGUAUGUUUCCAUUCACAAUAAAAUGAAUAGAAAUAAUCAUAUUAAAUAUAUUAUGUCAACCAAAAAGAUUUUAAUUUUGUUUGUUGGAGAUUGGAUCACUUGAUAGUGGAACAGUUAUCAAAACAUAGUUCCCCUGAGAUCUGCACAAUGGGUGUUUUAUUGGUGUUAAACAAGCCCAAUAAGUUACACACCGAGAAUAAUUUGUGACAAAUAUGUCUUUGAAGUCUUGUUGGUCAAUAUAAAAUAAAGAAAUGCUUUUAUUUGAAAUACUGAAUCAUAAUGUAACUUCUUUAUGUAUGAUGUUCAUUUUGAUGAUAUGUAAUAUGAGAACAUGUGUUUCCCCUCCUCCCCUUUAAUAGCAUGCCAGAGUCUAAACCAAGGGAUUACACUUAAUGUGCACACUUAAUUAUCAGCUAUAAUAUUUAGUAAAUUAUAUUAAAGAUCCCCUUCAGACAUGUAUUAAGACAUAUACAAAUUGGAAUAAUAAUGUGUGUCAGAUAUGAUUUUUUUCCUGCAAAUUCUGUAUAAUAUUCUCAUUAAAAUCCGUGAAUAAAGAGCCUUUAAACUCCUUUACCUCAUUAAAAACUCUAAAAUCUA